Molecule: messenger RNA, 753 nt
Organism: Wyeomyia smithii (pitcher-plant mosquito)
Lineage: Eukaryota; Metazoa; Arthropoda; Insecta; Diptera; Culicidae
Product: myrosinase 1-like
Exons: 2
Biological process (GO): carbohydrate metabolic process
Molecular function (GO): beta-glucosidase activity
Source: RefSeq, a predicted model, not a curated record
AAAAAAAAAACUUUUCCGUCGGAUUUUAAAUUUGGUGUAGGAAGCUCAGCAUACCAGAUCGAAGGGGCAUGGAAUGAGGACGGCAAAGGGGAAUCUAUCUGGGAUCAUCUAGUGCAUAAUUCUCCAGAAAAGAUUGCUGGAAGAGUUAAUGGAGACGUUGCAUGCGAUAGCUAUCAUAAUUAUAAACGCGAUGUUGAGAUGCUGCGAGAGCUAGGAGUGAAUAUGUAUCGAUUUUCAAUAGCAUGGACGCGUAUUAUGCCUUCUGGAAUCUGCAAUGAGAUCAAUCAGGCCGGUAUUGAUUACUAUAAUAAACUGAUAGACGAGCUGGUCAAGUACAAUAUUGAACCAAUGGUAACGCUAUACCAUUGGGAUUUGCCACAACGGUUACAGGAGAUGGGAGGCUGGACUAACCGGGAAAUAGUUGCCAAGAUAGCUUUCGAGCAUUUUGGAGACCGCGUCAAAUGGUGGAUCACUUUUAACGAACCGUACCCAAUAUGUGUACUUUCAUAUGAAUAUGACACUAUGUCGCCGGGUUAUGAUUUCGCUGGGGUUCCCGCAUAUCUAUGCGUCCACAACGUGCUACUAUCACAUGCUGAAGCAGUAAAUUUUUAUAGGACACAGUUUCAACCGACCCAAAACGGUAUUAUAGGACUUACUAUCGACUCGUUUUGGAAUGAACCAAGAGGUGAUUCAAUCGAUGAUAAGGAAGCUUCUGAACUUGCAAUGCAAUUUGAUGUAAGUAUACGAGAAUAG